This is a messenger RNA of Salvia miltiorrhiza (redroot sage), 534 nucleotides long. RefSeq lists its product as uncharacterized. The transcript is spliced from 3 exons. The coding region runs from base 1 to 534 and encodes 177 amino acids. Lineage: Eukaryota; Viridiplantae; Streptophyta; Magnoliopsida; Lamiales; Lamiaceae. The record is from RefSeq and is a predicted model, not a curated record.
AUGGCUCGAGAGAAGGACGGCUGGAGAUGGAAUGCAACAAAAGACGGCAAAUUCACGACCUCUUCGGCCUAUGAGACAAUUGCUAAGGAAAAGAGAGACGAGGCGUCGUGCUCGGCGGUGGAAGCAGCGAAAGUGUGGAAUGCACCUACAACUCACAAGGCACAGGUGACGGCAUGGCGUAGCUUGAAGAAUCGACUCGCCACAUGUGAUAAUCUUCUCAAAAGGAAGAUCCAAAUUGCAGAUGAGGAGAGAUGGUGCAACGCAUGUGUGAUGGCCGAAGAGACGGUGGAACACGUGUUACUUCACUGCCCAAAAACUCAACAAGUGUGGAACUUUAUUCAGCAAUGGAUCAACAUCGAGACAGUGACACCAAAAGGUCUCUCUCAACACUUUCUCUCUUUCUUUCAUGCGAGCAAAGAUAAGAGAUGGCGGAAUUUCUUGAAAGGAUUGUGGAUUGGUGUGGUUUGGAGCCUGUGGAGAUGUAGGAAUGAGAGCAGGUUCCAAGGAAAGGAGAUGGUCCUGGACUCUUUGUAA